CACAGCGCUAGGCCUGCCCCCGUCCUUGGGUCGCGAGCGCCGAAGUCAUCGAACGCAGCCAAUGGAUGGUGCGGUGGCGGCACCGCGGGAGAGGAGGAGCUUAGCUCCCAGUCAGCUGGCCAAGAGAAAACCGGAAGGCGGACCCUGUGAUGAGGAAGACUGGCGGCCUGAAGCAGUGACUCCUAAGAAACGGAAAUCCAACAGUGAGACCCAGAGCCAGGAGUGUUUUCUGUCUCCUUUUCGGAAACCUUUGACUCACCUAACGAAUCGACCACCGUGUCUGGACAGCAGUCAACAUGAAGCAUUUAUUCGAAGCAUUUUGUCAAAGCCUUUCAAAAUCCCCAUUCCAAAUUAUCAAGGUCCUCUGGGCUUUCGAGCAUUGGGCCUCAAAAGGGCUGGGGUCCGCCGGGCCCUCCAUGACCCUCUGGAAGAAGGUGCCUUGGUUCUGUACGAGCCUCCCUUGCUGAGCGCCCACGACCAGCUGAAGCUUGACAAGGAAAAACUCCCUGUCCAUGUGGUCGUUGAUCCUAUUCUCAGUAAGGUCUUGAGGCCUCAUCAGAGAGAGGGAGUGAAGUUCCUGUGGGAGUGUGUCACCAGUCGGCGCAUCCCUGGUAGCCAUGGCUGCAUCAUGGCUGAUGAGAUGGGCCUGGGCAAGACGCUGCAAUGCAUCACAUUGAUGUGGACGCUUUUGCGCCAGAGUCCAGAGUGCAAGCCAGAAAUUGACAAGGCAGUGGUGGUGUCGCCCUCCAGCCUAGUGAAGAACUGGUACAAUGAAGUUGGGAAAUGGCUUGGAGGGAGGAUCCAACCUCUAGCCAUCGACGGAGGCUCUAAGGACGAGAUAGACCAAAAGCUGGAAGGAUUUAUGAACCAGCGUGGAGCCAGAGUGCCUUCUCCCAUCCUCAUCAUUUCCUAUGAGACUUUCCGCCUUCAUGUCGGAGUCCUCCGGAGAGGGAGUGUUGGACUGGUCAUAUGUGAUGAGGGACACAGGCUCAAGAACUCUGAGAAUCAGACUUACCAGGCCCUGGACAGCUUGAACACCAGCCGACGGGUCCUCAUCUCCGGGACUCCCAUCCAGAAUGAUCUCCUUGAGUAUUUCAGCUUGGUACAUUUUGUUAAUUCGGGAAUCCUGGGAACUGCCCAGGAGUUCAAGAAGCAUUUUGAAUUGCCAAUUUUGAAGGGUCGAGAUGCAGCUGCCAGUGAGGAAGAUAGGCAUCUAGGAGAGGAGCGACUGCGGGAGCUCAUCAGCAUUGUGAAUAGGUGCCUGAUACGGAGGACAUCUGAUAUCCUUUCUAAAUAUCUGCCUGUGAAGAUCGAGCAGGUGGUUUGUUGUAGGCUGACACCCCUUCAGACUGAAUUAUACAAGAGGUUUUUGAGACAGGCCAAGCCAGCAGAAGAGUUGUGUGAGGGCAAGAUGAGUGUGUCUUCCCUUUCUUCCAUCACUUCACUAAAGAAACUAUGUAAUCAUCCAGCUCUAAUCUAUGACAAGUGUGUGGAGGAAGAGGAUGGCUUUGAAGGUACCUUGGACAUAUUUCCCCCUGGGUAUAGCUCCAAGGCUCUAGAGCCUCAGCUGUCAGGUAAGAUGCUGGUCCUUGAUUACAUUCUGGCGGUGACCAGAAGUCGCAGCAGUGACAAAGUAGUGCUGGUGUCCAAUUACACUCAGACAUUGGACCUCUUUGAGAAACUCUGCCGGGCCCGAAGGUACUUAUAUGUUCGCCUGGAUGGCACAAUGUCCAUUAAGAAGCGAGCCAAGGUUGUGGAGCGCUUCAACAAUCCGUCCAGUCCUGACUUUGUCUUCAUGCUGAGCAGCAAAGCUGGGGGCUGUGGCCUCAAUCUCAUUGGGGCUAACCGACUGGUCAUGUUUGACCCUGACUGGAACCCAGCCAAUGAUGAACAAGCCAUGGCCCGGGUCUGGCGUGAUGGUCAAAAGAAGACCUGCUAUAUCUAUCGCCUGCUCUCUGCAGGAACCAUUGAGGAGAAGAUCUUUCAGCGUCAGAGCCACAAGAAGGCACUGAGCAGCUGUGUGGUGGACGAGGAGCAGGAUGUGGAGCGGCACUUCUCUCUAGGCGAGUUGAAGGAGCUGUUUACCCUGGAUGAGGCUAGCCCCAGUGACACACAUGACAGGUUGCGCUGCCACCGCUGUGUCAACAACCACCAGGUCUGGCCACCCCCUGAUGGUUCUGACUGCACCUCAGACCUGGCUCAGUGGAACCAUAGCACUGAUAAGCGGGGGCUCAAGGAUGAGGUACUCCAGGCUGCCUGGGAUGCUGCUUCCACUGCCAUCACCUUCGUCUUCCACCAGCAUUCCCAUGAGGAGCAGCAGGGCCUCCACUGAUAACCAGCUGGUCUGGUAACCAGCUUACUGAUGCCGCCUCUACUGGGCCAUGCCCUCAAACAUCAGGCAGGGCAGAGUCACAAAACAGAAGAUAGGAUGUGGUGGGACAGCAUGUGGCUGCUAGCUGAUUGAUGGGCCCAGACAGCAGCAGAGAUCUCUGGACUUUUCCUAUAGGUCAUGGGGAACAUCUGAAAACUAAGCAGGAGAGUGACAGUGAUCCAAUACUUUUAAAUUCAUUGGGUGGGAAUAGGGCCGAAAACGAUAACCACAUCCCACAGAAGGGAGUAGGAUCCAGAAAGGUUAGGGCAGUUGCUUAAUGCCACAGAGCAAAUAAUUCCUUGGAAGCCACACCUUUAUCUCUCCUUGGACUGAGCAGGCUCCUUUUGAUUCAUUCAUUCAACUAAACCUUACCCAUGGUAAGCACCUGGUAAGCUUGUUUUUCUGCUAGGUAGUCAUGAGCAGCAGAUCUUGUUCCUGCCUAUACAGCCUGAUAACAAAAGCAGAUGAUGGGAACUGGGGAAGUAGAGUGCUGUGGAAGUAAAAGGAUGGGUACUUAACACCCAAUUUAGCUUUGUCAGUAAAGACUCUCUGGCUGAGUCCUAAAGAACAUAAAAGAGAGGCUAAAAGGAGGAGGAGUGACUGGCAGAGUGAACUUGGCAUAUAUCAAGACCUGAAGGAGAAAGAGUGGCAGGUUCCAAGAACUGAGAAAUACUCAAUGUGGCUGGUGUGUAAAGUAUGAGGGAGGGACGAUUCAACUAUAGAGGUAAGCAGGGUAAGAACAUGAAUGGCCCUCUAAGUAAAAACAUACAGUGACAAGAAGCCGUUGAAUUUUUAGAUGAUUGACAGAUUUGCAGUUUUAAAAAUGCUUGGGUUGCAGUGUAAAAAAUGAGUUGUAUGGUGUGUAUGGAGUCAGAAGGAACUGCUGAAAUGGUGAAUCCAGAUGAGAGGUAAUGGUAGUCUGAAUUAAGAAUGUGGAGAUAAAUGAAUCUGAGAGAUUGUACCACCUGGUAGCCAAAUAUAUGUGGCGUAAGAGAAUCCAGGCUUUUUUUGAGCAACUGAAUCUGUGAUGUCACUGAGAACAGAAGGAAGGUCUGUUUAGAAGGAAGAAGACGCAUUCAGGUUGGGGAGUGUGGUUUAUGAAUCCUGUGAUAUCUAGUUGUCAGAUGGAUAAAUAGGUCUGGAGUUUAGGAGGAGGAUCUGGGCUAAUGUCAUAAAAUGGGGGUGUCUUCAGCAUAGUUGGUCUUUGAAACGAAGUCCAGUAAGCAUGUGUAAACUGGGAGAGUUUUGAGGAUCUCUGAACAUUAAGAGAGAAGUAAUGUCCAGAAAGGGAGGAAAAAAAAAACUCAGAAAAUUUUGAGGUAGUAGAAAUGAGACUAUUUCACGAAGAAGACAAUACUUAAUAGCAGAUGAUGCCGAGAAUUAAUUUAAGAUGACUGAAAGGUAUAUAUUGGACUUAACAACAAGGAUGACGUUGGUCACCUCGAGGUCCUUGAUGCAGUAGACAGGGUGGAAGCAAGGCUGGAGUGGCUGUGAGAGAAGAGGGCACAGAUGACUCUUAAGGUUGUCUCUGAAGGGCAUGGAAGAAUAGGACAGUUAAUAAAUGGAAUAGAUGGAGGUGGUGGUGGUAGUUUUUGGUGGAUACCUGAUUGAGAGAAGAGAGGCAGCAUUAAGUGGUUUAUAAGCAUGAGUUCUGGAGCCAGGUUACCUGGGUUUGAAUUCUAGCUCUACAAUUUACUAACUUAUCCUGGGCAAGUCACUUGACCUCAGAAUUGUAAGGAUUAAAUUAGUUAAAGAAUAUUUAAAGGGGCUUCCCCAGUGGCGCAGUGGUUAAGAAUCUGCCUGCCAAUGCAGGGCACACGGGUUCAAGCCCUGGUCCGGGAAGAUCCCACAUGCCGCGGAGCAACGAAGCCCGUGUGCCGCAACUACUGAGCCUGCGCUCUAGAGCCCUCGAGCCACAACUACUGAAGCCUGCGCGCCUAGAGCCCAUGCUCCGCAGCAAGAGAAGCCACUGCAGUGAGAAGCCCUCACACCGCAACAAAGAGUAGCCCCCACUCGCCGCAACAGAGAAAGCCCGCGUGCAGCAAUGAAGACCCAAU
Lagenorhynchus albirostris (white-beaked dolphin) is the source of this 4428-nucleotide messenger RNA. RefSeq names its product RAD54 like (gene RAD54L). Gene Ontology annotation, molecular function: ATP-dependent chromatin remodeler activity; DNA translocase activity; ATP binding. The coding region runs from base 62 to 2332 and encodes 756 amino acids. The transcript is spliced from 19 exons. The record is from RefSeq and is a predicted model, not a curated record. Gene Ontology annotation, cellular component: nucleus. Gene Ontology annotation, biological process: double-strand break repair via synthesis-dependent strand annealing; reciprocal meiotic recombination. Lineage: Eukaryota; Metazoa; Chordata; Mammalia; Artiodactyla; Delphinidae.